UAAAGUUUACGUAAAAAUCAAUGGUUUGUGGAUAAGAAUGGUCUAGUAUUUGUUUGACAACACGCUGCAGCAGCAGGUAUGUCGUCAGUGCUUGUGCCAAACUUUUACUAAAGCGUCGGGAUCAGUCGUUUCUUUGUCGGAACCGUGUCAGCGUCCACGCACACACUCUCUACUCUCUUUUCUCCGUGCUGUGUUCACUGAUCGCGUUUCGUCUGGAUUAAAAGGCAGUUGCGUUCAUUAAAAGGCUGGAUUAUGUUGUACAUUUUCACGUGUAAAGGGGUUCGGUGUGCGAGUGUUUCCGUGGUGACGUCAGGGGCAGAGAGCCGCAGGCAGAGCGCGGAGAGGCGGUGAAAGAAGAGACAACCUGCGCCGGUGCGCAUCUUCCCAAACUUCUCCAGCACCAGCAGCAGCUGUCCGCGAGCGCGGAGCCAAACAAACCGCGUCAGGAGAAGAUGAAUAACAACAAGUCCAUCAUCAGCGCGAACACGAGUCCGCCGCGGGUCGCUGGUUCUGGGACAGUGGACCAUGACCUGGCCAUCACCUCCACUUUCGGGACGCUUCUCUCCGUCGUCUACAUCAUCGGCGUGUCCGGGAAUGUGUACACUCUAGUUGUGAUGUGUCACUCGAUCCGCUUCGCCACUUCCAUGUACAUCUCCAUCAUCAACCUGGCGCUCGCGGACCUGCUCUACCUCUCCACCAUCCCCUUCGUGGUGUCCACCUACUUCCUAAAGGACUGGUACUUCGGGGACGUGGGCUGCCGCAUCCUGCUCAGCUUGGACCUGCUCACCAUGCAUGCGAGCAUCUUCACCCUCACUGUCAUGUGCACGGAGCGCUACCUGGCCGUCAUCAAGCCGCUGGACACGGUGAGGCGCUCCAAGAGUUACCGCAAAGCUCUGGCGUGGGGCGUGUGGCUGCUCUCGCUGCUCCUCACUCUGCCCAUGAUGAUCAUGGUCUCGCAGACCACUAAAAAAACACCGGACGGGGGCGUGAAGAGGAUGUGCGCGCCCACCAGGGCGCCCCUGGCGUACAAAGUCUACGUGACGGUCCUGUUUGGCACCAGCAUCAUGGCACCUGGGCUCAUUAUCGGUUACCUGUACGUCAAGUUGGCGCGCACUUACUUGGAGUCCCAGCGCAACACCGUGAUCAGCAAAGGCAACAAGCGCUCACCGAAGCAGAAGGUGCUGAUUAUGAUCUUCACCAUCGUGCUCGUGUUCUGGGCGUGUUUCCUGCCCUUCUGGAUCUGGCAGCUGCUGCCUCUCUACCACACCAAGCCGCUGAGUCUGGCCUCGCAGACGCACACGUGCAUCAACUACCUGGUGGCGAGUCUCACCUACAGCAACAGCUGCAUCAACCCGUUCCUCUACACGCUGCUCACCAAGAACUACAGGGAGUAUCUGAAGAACCGGCACAGGAGCUUCUACAGGUACACGUCCUCCUUCAAGCAGCGGCCGCCCAGCCUCUACUCCUGGGGAAAGUCUGCGUCGUCCAGCAACCAGUUUGAGUUCAACUCCGAGACGCUGGUCAUGGGAACACUGAAGUGACUCGUGGAAGAGAAGAUGGAGCUUCUAUGAGGCGCAAUAGAUUUUCCUCCAAGUACCACCAGAGGACGCUCACGUAUCACAGUUUGAGAACCAUGGAUUUAGACAAAGCAGUAUUUUGGUGGUGUACCUUCACAACUAGACCCUGACACUGCGUUUGGCAAACCGGAUUAGAGGCUCAUUACUGCCACCUACCUAACUGGAGUGUAGGUGUAGAGAGAGACUGAUUCUCACAGCUGGUUGCAGAAUUUUGAGCUCACACCCAUCAAGACCUAUUUUCAGAGACGGGGGAAGGUGACAGUCCCUUCUGUUCAGGAUGUUCAUUUUGGCAGGUACUAUCUUAAUGAGUCGUGCACAAAAUGUGCCUCAUGUUUUAUGAAGGGUUCAUAACUCUUUAAUUAAGAAAAGCUUCUAGUGCAGAAUGGGGGCCCUUUCACUUUAAUCUGACUUAUUAAAGUAUCAGUAUCGCACACACACGAGCAUGUGCAGCAGCUGUGCAUAUACGGGGAGAUGGAAGGCAGUAAUAUGCAUGUCUGGACAAAACACAGACAGAACAAAAAGACCUUAGAGUCUGAUUCCUCAUAAUUAGGAUCAAACUAGGUCCAAAUUGCAUGUUGUACGAUCCCAAAAUUUGUAGAAUUGAUUGCAGCCGAUGCUUUUGUGCUUAACCUCACCACACUGAAGACCCUCCGCAGCAUUUCCGUGAGUGCAAAUUCUGGAUACACGCUGCUUUGUGUGGACGCAUCAAGUUAAAGCUGCAUACAUGAAUACGUGGAGCCCAGAAGGGAUUUGUUGGCUUCAGCCAUGAUCUGCUCUCUCUCUGUGUUCAUCUCAGUAUGCUUUGGGUGUCUUUCCUCAGUAGGGGAGAGCAGUUCAUUCCAAGUCAGGUCCUACAGAGACUAGGCAAGACUCCCCCGACUGGCAUUCUGGAAAUGUAUGAAUGGAAGAGACGUUACGUCAAUGAGAAGGUUCCUCCUUCUGUGCUCAUAAUUACAUAACUGCCAGACGUCUCGGCCAACCAAAGUUAUGACAAAUGUAUGGUUAACGCCAAGAAUACGCUCACUUGCAUGUGAACAGUCGGUCUUGUAGCUUUGCUGUCGCUUGCCAUUUGUUACGCCACGUUCUUUGGAGAAUUGCCUGCAUAUUGAAAGAGUCCUUCAAGGAAAGUCAGAGGAAGCAAACAUGUUUGGAAUUCAGCCGUUUUAAGGAUCCUUCCUUGAGAAACUGUCUCAGUUCUCUAUUUCCUCAUUUAUUCCCCUCAGACCAGCCGUUCUCCAUCCAUCCAUC
Solea solea (common sole) is the source of this 2825-nucleotide messenger RNA. RefSeq names its product urotensin-2 receptor. Gene Ontology annotation, molecular function: urotensin II receptor activity. The record is from RefSeq and is a predicted model, not a curated record. Lineage: Eukaryota; Metazoa; Chordata; Actinopteri; Pleuronectiformes; Soleidae. The coding region runs from base 453 to 1541 and encodes 362 amino acids. The transcript is spliced from 2 exons. Gene Ontology annotation, cellular component: membrane. Gene Ontology annotation, biological process: blood vessel diameter maintenance; neuropeptide signaling pathway; regulation of blood pressure.